Molecule: messenger RNA, 1117 nt
Organism: Labrus bergylta (ballan wrasse)
Lineage: Eukaryota; Metazoa; Chordata; Actinopteri; Labriformes; Labridae
Source: RefSeq, a predicted model, not a curated record
UAACUCAAAAUGUAGAAAACAAAGGAUUUAAUCCAGCAGUAAGAAAAGGACAGCAGUAAACGUUUUCUAAAACUGAGGCAGAGUGAGACAUCUGUAGAGUUUUCAUAUCUUUGGAACCACCUCAGACCCGUGGAAGAGAUCGUCUCUUCUUCAGUCUCACCGGAAAUCUUCAUCCGCGGUUCACCGUCAGAGAUGGAGGAGAGCGCAGACAGAGGAGGAGGAGGAGGAGGAGGAGGAGAAGGAGAAGGAGGAGAAGGAGGAGGAGGAGGAGGAGGAGGAGGAGGAGCAGAAGGAGGAGGAGCAGGAGGAGCAGGAGAAUACCACCCGGCGGCCAAGCGGCUCCGGACGGAGGAGGAGGCCGGCGGAGAGGAGCUAGAGGACGGGGAGGAGGAGGAGGAGGCAGCGGGGAGCGGAGACAGAGAGUGCCGGAGGAGAGGAGGGAAGGAUGUUGUGGAGAAAAGUCACCUCAUCCCCCCGUCUCCAGUUGUCCACGUUCGAGGACUCUGUGAUGCCGUGGUGGAGGCAGAUCUGGUGGAGGCUCUCGACAAAUUCGGAAAUAUCUGUUAUGUGAUGAUGAUGCCGUUCAAGCGUCAGGCUCUGGUGGAGUUUGACUGUGUGGAGAGCGCCAAGCGCUGUGUGUCGUUUGGAACCCGUGAGUCGGUCUUCAUCGCUGAGCAGCAAGCCUUCUUCAACUUCUCCACCAGCCAGAGGAUCACCAGACCGACCAACGCUGAUGACCCCAACAGCGGAAGCAAGGUCCUGCUGCUGUCCAUCCAGAACCCGUUGUACCCCAUCACCACCGAUGUUCUGUACACCGUCUGUAAUCCGGUCGGUAACGUCCUGCGCAUCGUCAUCUUUAAACGCAACGGCAUCCAGGCCAUGGUGGAAUUUGAGUCGGUGGAGGACGCUCAGAAGGCCAAACUGGCUCUGAACGGAGCCGACAUCUACUCCAGCUGCUGCACGCUGAAGAUCGAGUACGCUCGGCCCAACAGACUGAACGUCGUCCGCAAUGACAACAGCAGCUGGGAUUAUUCCAAACUCUUCAUCCUGCACCGAGAGCGGGUAACAGGGAGGAAGCGUCAGGCCAUCCUGGGAGAACAUCCAUCCACCGGCUACG